Messenger RNA from Exophiala dermatitidis NIH/UT8656, 1476 nucleotides. RefSeq lists its product as uncharacterized. The record is from RefSeq and is a predicted model, not a curated record. The coding region runs from base 1 to 1476 and encodes 491 amino acids. The transcript has a single exon. Gene Ontology annotation, molecular function: iron ion binding; oxidoreductase activity, acting on paired donors, with incorporation or reduction of molecular oxygen; heme binding. Lineage: Eukaryota; Fungi; Ascomycota; Eurotiomycetes; Chaetothyriales; Herpotrichiellaceae.
AUGGCUACGCCCAAGGUGGAGCUGGUACAGCCCCUCGAGGGUCCUUCACCUCCAGUGGUCCAGAUUCCUCGAGAAGUACGACAAUCUGACAAAGUCAACGACGCCUACAAUCAAGCAUUAGACGAACAUGGUCCUGUUGUCAUUGUCCCUCGACAUGGCCGUAACGAAUAUGUUAUCGACCAUCGGUUUGCAUACGAUGUGCUUACCGACUCAAAGAACUAUACUUUCGAGAAGGCAGCGUUCGAUCUACUCCACCUGGGCUUCAUAGCGCUCUUCGACAACGGUCGCUUUGUCCACGACGUCGACGGCAUAGUCGAAACUGGCGUACAGCCGAGAAUGACUUCAAUUAUCGACCAAGUAUUUCCUGUCUUUCGCACCUAUUUCGAUCGGAUGGCCGACGAGCUACCGGAUCCAGCCAACGACAAGACGCGGGUCGAGUUCCCAGAUGUUUUCUCCCGUAUUCAGCUAGCAGUCUCACACGCCAUGGUUGUCAUGAUCCUGGGGAACGCACAUUCAUCCUCCAAAGCAGGACGCCAUUUUGCUGCUGUGGCAGUAGCUAUGGCACAGAUGACCGGUAUGCACGAGAACACGCACGAGUGGCCCUGGGCGCCAUCAUUAUGGGUCCUGCUCAAUGGCCUCCGAGCCGUAUUCUUUACCAUCAUUCCUCAUUUCUUCUUCGCUAUUGUGCCCACACUUUGGAGUACUCGUCAUCAACACCUGGCAAACGGCCUUGCUGCACGUCCCGGCCAGUUCGUCCCUCUCUUCGACACCCUCCUUGUGAAGAACUAUGACGGCAAAACCGGGCUUAGCGCCCUUGCUGGUUUUGGAUGGGCUAUUGUUCUCUGCGUGGGCUUGAUAUUCGCCUCAGUCCACCAGACCGUGGUUGCCGGAUUCUGGGUCUUGAUCAAGCUGGCGGAAAAACAAGACGAAUAUUUACCGGCAAUCCAGGAGCAAUGGAAUGCUGUCGCUCCAGCCAAUGAAAGUUUGACUGUGAAAAAGCUUAACGAGCUUACUCUCCUGGACUCAUUUAUUCGUGAGGUACUGCGGACAAAAGGCGACACUUGGGGUCCUGUAAGGCAAACGACAAGGCCGGUACGAGUUGGACCAUACGUCCUCCCUAAGAACGCCAUGUGUCUCGUGCAUAUUGCCCGAGCACAUCAACACCCGGACAACUAUGGUACAGAUGGAAAUACGUUUGAUGGCUUUCAGUGGCAGAAGAAAGGGCGACCGGCUGUCCAGGGCAACGCAGACUUUCUUACAUUCGGCUUGGGGAGAUGGGCGUGUCCAGGCCGGCAGCUGGCGAUUCACGAAAUCAAGAUUCUAACAUACAUGUUCUUCACCAAGUUCGACGUCCAGGUCAAAGACAGGAGCUUCCGGGUGAGGAACACGAUCAACACGACUUCUGUUCCUCCUGAAGCGACCUUUCUGUUAAGGAAGAAGAGUGAGCAUCAAAACUUGGUUUCAGCUGAGAAGUAA